AGCGACAGGCUGAGAGACAUCUGCAGGGCGCGACUGAGAGACAGCCGGGCACAGAGUGCAGAGAGACGGCCUGACGUACACCGAGCGGAUGGGUGAGAGCCGGGUAGUAGAGGGGCAGGUGGACAUGGGGGCAGCCCUACAGACAGACACUCAGAAUAUGGGGGCACAGGCUGACAUGGGGGGAGCCCAACAGCAUGUGACACCUAGUAACACACAGUAUAUGGGGGCACAGGUAGACAUGGGGGGUGCCCAACAGCAUGUGACACCUAGUAACACACAGUAUAUGGGGGCACAGGUAGACAUGGGGGGAGCCCAACAGCAUGUGACACCUAGUAACACACAGUAUAUGGGGGCACAGGUAGACAUGGGGGGAGCCCAACAGCAUGUGACACCUAGUAACACACAGUAUAUGGGGGCACAGGUAGACAUGGGGGGAGCCCAACAGCAUGUGACACCUAGUAACACACAGUAUAUGGGGGCACAGGUAGACAUGGCGGGAGCCCAACAGCAUGUGACACCUAGUAACACACAGUAUAUGGGGGCACAGGUAGACAUGGGGGGAGCCCAACAGCAUGUGACACCUAGUAACACACAGUAUAUGGGGGCACAGGCAGACAUGGGGGUAGCCCAACAGCAUGUGACACCUAUACACACACAGUAUAUGGGGGCACAGGCACACAUGGGGGGAGCCCAACAGCAUGUGACACCUAUACACACACCGUAUAUGGGGGCACAGGCAGACAUGGGGGGAGUCCAACAGCAUGUGACACCUAGAGACACACAGUAUAUGGGGGCACAGGCAGACAUGGGGGGAGCCCAACAGCAUGUGACACCUAGAGACACACAGUAUAUGGGGGCACAGGCAGACAUGGGAGGAGCCCCACAGCAUGUGACGCCUAUACACACACCGUAUAUGGGGGCACAGGCAGACAUGGGGGGAGUCCCACAUCAUAUGAUACCUGGACAUGGUCAGUAUAUUGUGGGAGCCCCACAUCAUAUGAUACCUGGAUAUGGUCAGUAUAUUGUGGGAGGCCCACAUCAUAUGAUACCUGGAUAUUAUCCGUAUAUGGGGGUACAGGCAGACACAGUGGGAGCCCCAUAUCAAUUGACACCUAGAGAAACUCUAUAUGCACAGGCAGACGUGGGGGGACCGCCACAUCAUAUGACACAGAGAGACGCUCAGUAUGUGGGGGGACCGCCACAUCAUAUGACACAUAGAGACGCUCAGUAUGUGGGGGGACCGCCACAUCAUAUGACACCGUCAGACACACAGCAUGUGGGGGCACAGGCAGACCUGGGGGGACCUCCACAUCAUAUGACCCCGUCAGACACACAGCAUGUGGGGGGACAGGCAGACACAACAGGGGUUGUUGGUACAAAGCUAGUAAAACCAGAUUUGGGGGAAAUAGAUGAUGGGGUGCUGACAGAGAACCCCAUCCUGGUGAUGAUCCCGUCCGCUCAGAAAAAUUUUAUACGAAAGGUGCAAAUAUAUUUUGGCUCCAAAGCAAAAUCAGGAGGCGGCGAAUGUACUGUGACUGCGCUGGACCAAGAGACGUAUUGUGUGGUCUUCAAAGAUAAAGAUGCUGUGCGGAGGGUGCUGGAGAAGAAAGAUCACACAAUUGAGUCUCUUCGCGCUGAAGUGACGAUUGCAGAUGAAGCGACUGUACAGCGAUACAAACGCCAUCUUAUCAAACCACUUUCCGAUGACCGCGCAAAGCCGGGGACUCCAGAUAUUUAUACCAGUGACGGAAAAGGAAGAGCUGAUGAUCCAUCGGGGAUGAAUGUUGGCACAGGGGAGGAAGGAUAUGGUAGAAGUCAUAAACCCCAACUUGCAGAACACAAAUUAUCCCCCUCCGGCAUGACCGAGCCCAACACCUAUCCUCCAGCCGGCAGCAGCGGAGCAGCAGAACGUUCUCAGAAGCCCCCCCUAGAGAUCUUUCCUGUAGUUGUGGCAAAGUUAAAUAACGACUUGAUCAGCAAGGUGACCCUAGAGGACGUACAACACAAGUAUAGUCACCUGAAAAUAAAGGUGACCGAGGAAGGCCUUGAGGUGAGAGGAACCUUCAGUGAUAUAGAGAAACUGAACGACUAUCUCCAGGAGCAGUUCGGAGGCAAAAUAAGGAAACCAUCAGAACCCAGGAAAGAGAAAAACCUUGCGGAUGAACGAGCGGACUGUUUAUGUGUUCCGGUAGCUUUAUAUCAGUAUUUUCAAGAGAUUUACCCAGAGGAAGUGAAAGCCAUAGAAACUCAAUAUAAAGUGAAUAUCACCCAUGUAGAUACAUCAGAGGGAAGUUCAUUUAUAGGUUUCAGUGGAUCAGAUUUCUCCAUUGACCAUGCCAAGCAUGUUUUUACCACCAAGAUCCAAAGAAUUACCAGCGACUGGGAGCAGAAAGAAGUGGCCUUAUCCGGCAUUAAGGCUCCAUCACAAGACCUUAAACAGUUAAUCAAAGAACAGUGCAGGAAAACUUUAUUGAUAGAGGAGAGAGAGAAAAUAAUUCUCCGUGGACCUGGAAAUGAAUUGUCCAAGGCUGUAGAGCUCUUAGAAAAGGGCGAGCCUCGCAGGGGUGUAACCAUCUCCUCCAGAGACGAGGCUGAGGUCUUAGUAGAUAUGAAACACAUGGCUUUCCUUCAGAAACUAAAGCACAAGGAGCUGAAGGACAUUGAGCAGAAGUACAGUGUAAAGAUGGAUGAGAAGAUCAAAGGCGGUAGCGUAUAUGUCACAUUCAGAGCUUUAAAUGGGGCCCCUGACCUCGGCCCUUACGCCAGACACAGUUUCAUCACCCUUCUGCAGAAGACAAUCACUAACAUUGAGAAAAAGAUGAUCAGCGUUGGGGCAGACCUUCAGGAAGAGAUUAUUCUUUCAUGUCACAAAGAGCUGCAGACAAGAGGCAUAGAUGUUAUUCUGGAAUGUUCCAAAGGUUCAGUGGUCCUGUUCGGUUCGCCAAUCCAUGUGGCCUUAGCUGCUGAGAAGCUCAUCGAGUUCUUCAAACCUCAGGGAGCCCAGGCAGCUGGAGCAUCUGGAGGCGGCACUCAGAAGGUGAAAGAUACGAAUGCGGAUGAUCAGGAUAAUAAAUGUCCUAUUUGCCUGGACGAAAUGAAGGAUAAAAAAGCUCUGAAAUGUAAGCAUGCAUUUUGCACUGAUUGUCUCCAGACAGCCAUGGCCCAUAAGCCAGUCUGCCCGAUAUGUAGUGUCUCAUACGGGACUGUUACCGGAAACCAGCCUGAAGGAACUAUGACAGACAGAGUGUGUAGAGAGUCUCUGCCGGGAUUUUCAGGAUGUGGAACUAUAGAAAUUAAUUACAACAUUCCAAGCGGUGUUCAGAAGGCGGACCAUCCCCGGCCAGGAAAGCAUUUCUCUGGUACUGGCCGCACUGCCUAUUUACCGGAUAACGCAGAGGGCAGAGAGAUUCUGCGCUUGCUGAGAAAGGCUUUUCACCAAAAAUUAAUCUUUACUGUGGGGGAUUCCCGUACCACAGGCGCCUCAGACACCGUAACCUGGAACGACAUCCAUCAUAAAACCAGCAAAUCUGGAGGCUCAGCAGGCUUCGGGUAUCCUGAUGCUGAUUAUCUGGGACGGGUGCGAGAUGAGCUGAAAGCCAAAGGCAUUGAACUUUUAUUCUACAAGACUUUCCUGUCUGUGCCUGAGUUCUACCCAUAGAGACGCCUUAUUCUGGUGAUUGUAUUGUAGCGGAUAAUACUGGUCUUAGUGGCACAUUCUCCUAAUGUUCAGUCAGCCAAAACUGUGAUUAAAAGCAACUAAAGCUACAA
Molecule: messenger RNA, 3768 nt
Organism: Pseudophryne corroboree (corroboree frog)
Lineage: Eukaryota; Metazoa; Chordata; Amphibia; Anura; Myobatrachidae
Gene: DTX3L
Product: deltex E3 ubiquitin ligase 3L
Exons: 6
Coding region: 89-3658 (1189 amino acids)
Biological process (GO): protein ubiquitination; Notch signaling pathway
Cellular component (GO): nucleoplasm
Molecular function (GO): metal ion binding; ubiquitin protein ligase activity
Source: RefSeq, a predicted model, not a curated record